GGUCUUUUACUGUUGAACUAGUAGUUACAGAACAUCCGUCUAAAUGCAGGUUGAGAUGCUGGAGCUUCUGUGUACUGGUUUUUGGGCCGAUGAGCAAAAUCUCCAUCUUAUUGGAAUUUAAUAGAAGAAAGUUAUGAGUCAUCCAGUCUUUUAUUUCCUUAACACACUCAGUUAUUCGAGCUAAUAGAGUGUAUCACCUGGUUUUGAUGAGAUAUAUGCUGCAGGGAAACACCUUGAGCUUUUUCACAAGAAUGUUCACGAGAUUCACGUUUGAAAUAUUUUAGAGCACUAAUUGAUUUCUGGUUGAUUUGAUGCCGUACACUCGCCUUUUUUAGUGACAUUUGAGAUGAGUGACAUGUAGAGAAAUUAAUCUUCACAGAAUCUCAACUUGUUUAACUUUUUUACAUUCAACGACUUCUGUAAUAAACUGAUGGCGAGAUGUUUUGGGGUUUAAACUAAUCGGAUCAGAACCAGUAUAUUUUGAUCAACAUGAAAAUAAACAACGCAGGAAACAGAAAUUGUACACAAUCAAUUUCAUCAAUGUACCAAAAUAUUUUCAAAAUGCUUUUAUGAUUUACACAAAUGACGACAUGAAGUGGAGUUUGAAUAAGUAGUUUUAAGAAUUACGUUUCUGAUCUGUGAAACGCUCCAAAACACCCGAGAAGAAAUUCACAAACAUCAGCAUAUUUACAUACAUACGCGUGUGCACGUGUGCGUGUGCGUGUGUGUGUGUGAAGGUUAAAUGUGAAGUGUCUCAGAGUAAAAGAUCUGCAAUAAUAAUUUAUGUAGUUGUUACACAUGGAGGUGAUGUACAGCACUGACACUGUGGGGUAUAAAAUCCUCCUCCUCCCGACUCAGCGCCUAUAAAUCACACACACACACACACACACACACACACACACACACACACACACACACACACACACACAGAUUAGGGCUAAGAGAAAAAAGAGCAUCAGUGUGUGAGCGCUCACACAGCAAUGUGUCCACACACACACCGAGCAGGACGAGUGCAGGCGUGUGAAUGCAGUGUGGAGAAGAUGGAGGUGAAUGUGAGCGUGAACAUCACUGAGGGUCUCCAAGAGCUUCGCUUCUCUCUCAGCUCUCAGUUCGUCACCUCUGUUCUGCUCGGAGUUCUCUUCCUGUUUGCCAUCGUGGGGAACACUGUCAUCGCCAGCAUCGCACUGGAACGUUCGCUCCAGAAUGUGGCUAAUUACUUAAUUGGCUCAUUAGCGAUAACGGAUCUCAUGGUGUCAGUUCUGGUUCUGCCCAUGGCUGCUCUCUAUCAGGUCCUGGACACGUGGACUUUGGGUCAGAAGAUCUGUGACCUGUUCAUUGCUCUGGAUGUUUUGUGCUGCACAUCUUCCAUCCUUCACCUUUGUGCAAUUGCACUGGAUCGUUACUGGACCAUCACUGACCCCAUUGACUACGUCAACAAGCGAACCCCCAAACGUGCCGCCGUGCUCAUCAGCCUCACGUGGACUGUUGGGUUCUCCAUCUCCAUUCCUCUCAUGUUGGGAUGGAGGAAAGUAGAGGAUCGCUCCGAGCCCAACGCCUGCUCCAUCAGCCAGGACCCCGUGUACACCGUGUACUCGACCUUCGGGGCGUUUUACCUCCCGCUCAUCUUCAUGCUCGUGCUUUACGGAUGCAUUUUGAGAGCUGCAAGAUUUCACAUCCGGAAAAAUGCUGGGAAACGUUGCAGUGUGUGUGCGAGGAUCCCGGAGUACGAUCAACUCACAGUGAGCUUCAAUGCCCAUGGAGUCGCAGAAUUUAGGAGCAAACUGAUGGAAAUGAGAUCGGAGAACCACAAAUGUCACGUCCUGCCACUGUCUAAUGCUUCGCUGUCUCAGCACGAGCCCAGGAGGAGCACGGGGACCAAAAGAAAGACGCUGCUCGCCAUCAUCAUAGGAACCUUCAUCCUGUGCUGGCUGCGGUUCUUCACCGUGGUGCUCGUGCUGCCGUUCUGUAAGACACGAUGCUCGAUGCCCGACUGGCUCGUAGACGUCAUCAACUGGCUCAGCUACUCCAACUCUCUCCUCAACCCAGUCAUCUACACCUACUUCAACAAAGACUUUCAGAACACAUUCAAAAAAAUGUUAAAAUAUAAAUGCGUCCAGCUGUAAGGCUCCGCCCCCAUCAACUAUCUGCCAUUUUGAACUGAUUAAAGGAAUUGUGGGUAAGCAGAUCUUCAUCAGGCACGGUGAAGGUGUGAAGAAACCAAGCACUUAACUAUUAAAAAUAAAUAAAUGUGUGUGUUUAUAAAUGAACCUAAAUAAAUCCUGUAGCUGCAGAACUGCUCAUUUCUUUUCAGUUAAAUUAAUAUGAAUAGAUUAUAAACAUGGAAACUUGUGUAGCUUGAACACCUUCAGCAUUGUGUACGUUUGUGUACUUUUUCUGUUGAAACUGUGAAGAGACGUGGAGAAGUGAUUUUAUAAACAUGUUAUAAGGUGAAUAAAUAGAACAAUCUGCUUCUCGUCUCAUUUCCUCACGGCUUCUUAAAUGAUAUUUAAUAAAAAUGACAUUUAUUUCACAGACAAACUGUGACAAUGUAAAAGUGCCAGUCUGAGGAUCAUGUGAUCAAAACAUCACAAAAUUGUCUACAUUCGGUAUGAUAUCAUACCUGCAUUAAACUGUUAGUGUGUUCCAUGUGUGUUUGAACUGAAAUCGAAAUAUUCUAAUUUCGGAAAAACUUCACAAUAAAUGUCUUUUACGUCCUGCUGAUUGGCUGAUUUCCAAUUGUGAAUAAAGCUCUCAG
Messenger RNA from Silurus meridionalis, 2755 nucleotides. It is a transcript of the gene htr1aa, whose product is annotated as 5-hydroxytryptamine (serotonin) receptor 1A a. Gene Ontology annotation, biological process: adenylate cyclase-activating adrenergic receptor signaling pathway. Gene Ontology annotation, cellular component: plasma membrane. The record is from RefSeq and is a predicted model, not a curated record. Lineage: Eukaryota; Metazoa; Chordata; Actinopteri; Siluriformes; Siluridae. Gene Ontology annotation, molecular function: G protein-coupled serotonin receptor activity.